Molecule: messenger RNA, 1329 nt
Organism: Poecilia latipinna (sailfin molly)
Lineage: Eukaryota; Metazoa; Chordata; Actinopteri; Cyprinodontiformes; Poeciliidae
Product: macrophage mannose receptor 1-like
Exons: 6
Coding region: 137-1198 (353 amino acids)
Source: RefSeq, a predicted model, not a curated record
GUCCAGUUGGACUUUGUUGGCUCAUCAAUCAAGUUCAAGACCAGAAAGAAAAGCCAGUGGGUGAAGACAGGCAACUGCAAAAGAAAGCAUGAAGUGAAGCUGAAUUAAAAAACUUUUUGGAUAUAAAGGAAAAAAGAUGCAGAGCAGCCUGCUGGGAUCGCUGGUUCUGCUCAGCUGCUUGAUCGCAUCUGAAGCGCCGCCGACUAAAUAUUACAUACAUUUCACCUUCGGUUUGACGUGGGACGAGGCGCAGCAUUUCUGCAAGAGCUAUUACACCGACUUGGCCACCAUCUCUACGGCCUCAGACAUGGACAGCAUGGACUUGAAGCAGUACCUGGUGUGGGUCGGCCUUUACAGAAGAUGGUGGAGCUGGAAAUGGUCUGAUGGAGCGUACUAUCACGUCUCAGACUGGGGGAAGAAUGAGCCACACCAGGAAUACUGUGCCUCCGUCUAUUUCAGUAACAAAAAGAUUUAUUCCAGAGAUUGUGGAACUCGUCUGAUGUUUGUCUGUCGGGAUGGAGAAGAAUACACGUUUGUAAAUGAGACGAAGACUUGGCUGGAGGCCUUGGACUACUGCAAGUCCCAGAACGGAAAUCUGGCCAGUUUCAGCAGCUCCGACAUGAACCAGAUCUUUACUGAGUUUGACUUUCCCAUCUGGAUUGGACUGCGCAGAGGAGGUGGGAGCUCAUUCAGCUGGAGUUCGGGGGAUUCAGGGGUUACAAGCUGGAAACAUGGCGAGCCGAGCAGCGACGCCAACUGCGUGGCCUUGUCCUCGCUGAGCAGGCUGAUGGCCACCGAGCCCUGCGACGUCCGGCUUCCCUUCGUCUGCAUGUGGGACGGGAACGUCAACGUGCUGCUGGUGACGGAGGAGAAGAGCUGGGAGGAGGCGCUGGAGCACUGCCGGGGCCUCAGCAGAGACGGCCUCCGCUUCGACCUGGUCAGCGUUCAGCCUGGAGACGAACACCAGUACAUGAUGGGCAAAAUCAUGGCGGCAGACACCGAGGAGGUGUGGACCGGCCUCCGUUUCCUGGGCGAUGAGUGGGUGUGGGUGAACGGAGCAGCGAUGACCUCUGACCUGCCUCAGUGCCCCAUGCUGGAGCAGCACUGCGGAGCGUUAUCCAAGAACGACACCGGCAGCGUGGAGCCCAGAGACUGCUCAGAGCGGAAAAACUUCCUCUGCUACAGUUUUGCUGCCUAAACUUUAGUUUACCUGUUAGAAACAUUGGCGUACUCCCUAUUUAACCCAGAAAAGGAUUAUUUUAGUUUAUUAGUAGUAUCAGAAAUUGUGGAAUACGCACUAUGUAGAUUAAUAUUAUACAGCCCAGAAAA